This is a messenger RNA of Colletotrichum abscissum, 294 nucleotides long. RefSeq lists its product as uncharacterized. NCBI's taxonomy places the organism in Eukaryota, Fungi, Ascomycota, Sordariomycetes, Glomerellales, Glomerellaceae. The coding region runs from base 1 to 294 and encodes 97 amino acids. The transcript is spliced from 2 exons. The record is from RefSeq and is a predicted model, not a curated record.
AUGCUGGCUGGAUCUUCGCGUGGCAUGGCUGUCAUCUUUGAGAAGCAAUACGAGAAGAUGGAGCCCGCGGUCCGCGACGCCGCAUGGCCGACGCCUUCCGGGCGCCGACUCCCGCCGGCACACGGAUUGCGGAAGCUGAACAGCUACUUGAACUGGCGAGACUCAUGCACAUUUAACCAUCUCACCUCGACUAACGUGCUUUCUUGGAUUCUUCUUGUGGAAGAGAAGUCAGAGAUAAUGGACGGCUGGGAUGUGGGCGAGGCUGCCAACCAGAACGUCGAGACCCCCGGCUAG